AGUGCAUCAAUUGUUUAAAGGCCAUAAAGAUUUAAUUUUGAGGUUCAACAUCUCUAUGCCAUCUCAAUAUGUAAUCAAACUUCCACUAGAUGGCGGCGGUAAACAACCACAAUGUGGUCGAUUAGAGAAAGAAGAUGCAUUAGGUUUUCUCAAGGAAGUAGGAGAUGUGUUUCAAGGUAAGAAUAAGGGAAAGUAUGAUGAGUUUUUAGAAAUUAUGAAGGGUUUCAAGGCUCAGAGAAUUGAAAGAAGUGUUGUUGUGGAGAGAGUGAAGGAGCUGUUUAAAGGGCAUAUAGCUUUGAUUUUGGGGUUUUAUAAGUUCUUGCCGGAGGAAUACCGUCGAUUAGAGGAAGAACAUGCAUUAGCUUUUGUCAAGAAAGUAGAAGAUGUGUUUCAAGGUAAGAAUAGGGAAAAGUAUGAUGAGUUUUUAGAAAUUUUUAAGGAUUUCAAGGCUCGGAGAAUUGAUGCAAGUGUUGUUGUGAAGAGAUUGAAGGAGCUGUGUAAAGGGCAUGCAAAUUUAAUUUUGGAAUUCAACGCCCUCUUGCCAAAGAAUUACUUUUUAUGCUGUUUUUUUUGCUAUAAUAUGCCAUAA
Molecule: messenger RNA, 589 nt
Organism: Vicia villosa (hairy vetch)
Lineage: Eukaryota; Viridiplantae; Streptophyta; Magnoliopsida; Fabales; Fabaceae
Product: paired amphipathic helix protein Sin3-like 3
Exons: 1
Coding region: 56-589 (177 amino acids)
Biological process (GO): negative regulation of transcription by RNA polymerase II
Cellular component (GO): chromatin; histone deacetylase complex
Molecular function (GO): transcription corepressor activity
Source: RefSeq, a predicted model, not a curated record